Molecule: messenger RNA, 957 nt
Organism: Thecamonas trahens ATCC 50062
Lineage: Eukaryota; Apusomonadida; Apusomonadidae
Exons: 2
Coding region: 1-957 (318 amino acids)
Source: RefSeq, a predicted model, not a curated record
AUGGAGGUGCUCAUGGCCUCGGUGGCACAGACCAUUCAAGACGCGCGGGCGGUGGCCACAACCGGAUACCGCCGCCACCGUGCCCUCGGCAUCCAGGCCGCAGCAGUAGGGGCAGCAAGCCCAGUGCUGCCGCUGUCGACUGUGAGCACGCCUGCCACCACCGUUACAUCCUUUGCCAUCGAGGUGUACGCGGCCUGCGCCGCAGGCAUCACUGCGCCCGAAGUGUAUCUGGUUGCAGACGUGCGUGGUGAACCUGAUCCUGUGACGGAUGCCGCCGGACGUCUCUUGCUUGAGCGGUGGACGGUCGAGGUGACCGAGGCACGGUCUUCCAGCGCAGACGCCGAGGACCGGGCCGCCGGCCUCAUCCACGCCCAUGGCCCAGUCCUCCUCCGCCUGCUGUUGCUUGCGCUGUGCAAGUCGCCGGUUCAGGCUCUGGUUGCUCGUCUCAUGGACGACAACGCGGCAUCAUACUACGGCGGCAUCAUCGUCGAGAGCAUGCUCCUCGCCUCGCCGUCGGUCCAGUACCACACAUUGGACGAACAGCCUCUUGCCCAGUUGUUUGAUCGCACGCUGGACACCGGUGUGUACUCGCUGCGAGUGGUUGGAACCGUGACCCGAACAUCGCUCGAGCUCAAAUCGUCGGAUGCACCCGAGGACGACCCCGCGCUGGAGUUGCUUGCCGGAACGGGCGCGAAUUCGAUGCUCAGCGCCGAGCCUGUGCAGGAGCCCCUCACUACUGUCGACGUCAUUGCGCUCCCGCGCACGCCAGGCUCAGCCACGCUCGGCGGGAGUGGACUCCGUCCAAGCUCACAUCGGCAUGCGGGGGGCGCGUGUCAUGCCACGCUCGUGGAUACGAGCCUCGCGCCAAGUGCGGGCUCGUCGGUGACGACUGCCGUAGACGCAGCGCUCGCCGGACACGAGGCGCUGCUGACCGAGACCGGGCUUGAUUGCGAGUAA